GCAUCCUCCUCCCACGUGACCAGCCUGCCUCUCUUCUCCUCGCUCCUGCUCUCCACUCCUCUCCUGCUCAGUCCGGAUCUCUUUGUUGUGGUUGCAGCAGCUCCUCUCUUUACGCGCCGCGUCGCCUCGGAGCGCAGCGGCGAGCCAGGACGCGGAGGAUCCAGACGCGAGCGGCAGCUGAUCGACCAGGCCUGGAGGGGGAGAGAAGCCUAGUGUCGGUGCGGAGGAAGGUACGCAUGGCGAGGAUGCAGCCGCUGUCUCCCCUGCUCGCCCCCUGGACGAACCACCGGAGCGCCUCCGACGCUUCUUGAAUCCGUCGCGGAGCUCUCCUCUGUCUUCGCCGCCGCCGCCGCGCCUGCUCCGUCCUCUCCGGCCUCUGGAGACCCUCUCUGCAGCGGGACGCAGCGUGAGGCAGCGUGGGGUGUUUUCUGUUGCUUCGCGCAGGAUUACGGCAAAAACCGUUCGCACGCCCUUUUCCCACCUGAACCGAGACCAGAGACCAGGGACCAGAGACCAGAGACCAGAGCCUGGGUUUGUCUGCCGGCGCCUGGAGGUCGCAUCGUCUCCAUCAUGCUGUCAGCCCCUGGGAGGUGUCACCCCGGCGGGGUUGUCCGGUGCCUGGUGUCCGCCUGCCUGCUGUCUGUGCUGCUGUACCUGCCGGAGGCUCAGGCGUCUUAUUACCCACAGAGCGGGGAGUGCAAAGGCAAAGGGAAGGACUGCACAGAUUUGUCAGAGAAGAAGAGCGACCUGAGGGUCUGCGACGACUCCACCUGCCGAUACGGAGGCGUCUGCAGAGACGACGGAGCUCAGCUCAAAUGUGUCUGCCAGUUCCAGUGCCACAAAAACUACAUCCCCGUGUGCGGCUCCAACGGUGACACCUACCAGAACGAGUGCUACAGGCGACAGGCGUCCUGCAAACAGCAGAGGCUGAUCUCCAGGGUGUCGGACGGGCCCUGCUCCAGCGAUCCUGGUUCUGGUUCAGGAGACGGAGACGACGAUGAAGGUUCAGGCUCUGACGUUGGGAAGAAGUUCACCAAGUGCAGCACAUGUAAAUACGGAGCGGAGUGUGACGAAGACUCGGAGGACGUCUGGUGCAUAUGUAACAUCGACUGCAGCGGCCACAAUGAAAACCCGGUGUGCGCCACCGACGGAAACUCCUACAACAACCCCUGCCUGGUCCGAGAGGCGUCGUGCAUGAAGCAGGAGCAGAUCGACGUCAAACACCUGGGCCGGUGUCCCGCUGAUAAAGAAAGAAUGGGCAAGAAAGACGACAGCAGCCCUUACAAGGUCAACGUCCUGGAAACCACUGGUCUGGAUCACGGAGACGGGUUCUACGCUGGGAUGCCGAUUCCUUGUGCCGACAGCGCCGCCGGGUUCUGUGUUCACGGGAAAUGUGAGAUCAAGUACAACAUGGCCACCUGCAGGUGCGACGCUGGCUACAAAGGCGAACAGUGCGACGAGCCUCAAGACUUCAACAUCCUGUACGUGGUUCCCAGCGGCCAGAAGCUGCACUACGUCCUCAUCGCCGCCAUCAUCGGCGCCGUGCAGAUCGCCAUCAUCGUUGCCGUGGUGAUGUGCAUCACAAGGAAAUGCCCGAAAAACAACAGAGGUCGCCGACAGAAACAAAACCUCGGACACUUUGCCUCAGACACUAACUCCAGGAUGGUAUAGCCGCGUCUGCCGCUGGUUCUUUUUUGAUAACUUUCUUUCUUACGGCGUGGGAGGACCAUUUUUUAACAGUAGGUGUGGUAAUAUUUUAUUUUUAUUUUUAUUGUUUUUGCCUCCUUUCGGAUACCAUUAAAAGAAGGAUAUUUAUUUAAGGGGCCUUAUUUCCCUCCUUUGCUUUUUUUUUUUUUCUUGUUUUUUGGAUGGAUUCUUUUUUUAUUUUUUCCAUUUCUUUCUGCGAGACCAAGUACGUGGAGGAGCCGAAAUAACGCGACCCGCUGUCACUUUCCAUGUCUUAAUUAUCUGUAGCUGCUUCGUUGGGGGUUUUGUUGAAUGCUUUAAGGUCCUGGCUGACGUCCCUCUAAGGAAUGUGCUGUUUGUUCAGUAUUUUGUUUUCUACUAAUAAUGUGCAGCUGAUCACCAAAUGCAGUUUGUUAUAUUUUAGUUAUUUUUGUAGGAGGUGAGAGGGGCCAGCCAGUCGCAUAGAAACUUUUAAAACGUAUGAAAUUCGUGUCUUUUUUUUAAUUAUUAUUAUUAUUAUUAUUAUUAUUUUGUGCGUGUUCAAACAAACUAAUAAUUUAUUUUCGAUCAUUCUUUCCUUGGAAGUAGUUUUUAACUGGAGCUUUUUAUUUUUAGCUUUUAUU
This is a messenger RNA of Mugil cephalus (flathead mullet), 2309 nucleotides long. It is a transcript of the gene tmeff1a, whose product is annotated as transmembrane protein with EGF-like and two follistatin-like domains 1a. NCBI's taxonomy places the organism in Eukaryota, Metazoa, Chordata, Actinopteri, Mugiliformes, Mugilidae. The record is from RefSeq and is a predicted model, not a curated record. The coding region runs from base 571 to 1671 and encodes 366 amino acids. Gene Ontology annotation, molecular function: protein binding. The transcript has 10 exons.